AUGGGUUCAGCAGACUCAAGUUUCAAAGAAGUGGAAUGGAGUGUCUUAUACACUGCCCAACUAAUUCAAAAGGCAAAGAAGUUUCAUGAUGGCGUUAUAAGGCUUGUCCAAGCUGGUCCAAAUGUAAAGCAGAUUCUUUUACUGGAUGAAGAAGGUGGAGUGCUUGGCACCAGAUAUUUCAAUCCAGGUGAAUCUAUUGAAUGUGGAAAGAGAUGUCAGUUUCCUAAUCAUAUUAUCGAAGUCACUGAGCUCAGAAAUAAAAUGAAAGAUGUAGAACACACACAUGCUGCUGGGGAGGCUUCAAGUCACACAGUGCCUAAGAAUGGAGAGAAUAUGCGUGAAAAGGAUGACAAAAGUAAAUCUCCAAAGUUUGUUAGUCCAUUCAAGCUCCAUGAUCAUCGGAAGACUAAAACAAGAAGCACUACCGACUCUAACAAGCCACAGGUCGGAAAAUCAGCAUGUAGUAACGUGGGCGAUCCACUUAACUAUCAUGUAUUUACGGAUCUUCAGAGGGGUAAACCAGAUUGCACGGUUGGUUACAGAAGAACAGACCUGGGGUCAACAUCUAGCGACAUCGACAAUCAACAUAAAUUCAAUGAUUUUGCAGAUAACCAGAGGGGCACAUCAGAACUAUCUACCAGCAAAUCAACAUUUAAUGACCUGGGAAAAUCAACAUUUGGUGGAAUGGAUGAUCCACAUAAAUUUGAUGAUUUUGCAGGCACCCAGAGGGGUACAUCAGGAUUUUCUACCAGUUAUAACCGGCCAGAAGUUGGCAAAUCAACAUUUAAUGACCUGGGAAAAUCAACAUUUGGUGGCAUGGAUGAUCCGCAUAAAUUUGAUGAUUUUGCAGAUAUCCAGAGGGGUAAAUCAGGAUUUCCUACCAGCUAUAACCGGCCAGAAGUUGACAAAUCAAUUCUUAAUAGAAUGGAUGAUCCACUAAAAUUUUGUCUUCGGGAUGGCAAAUCAGUGUGUCCCACUAGUUUUGUCAGGAGAGAGGUUGGAAAAUCAAAAUUUGGCAACGCUGAUGAUUCUUUACGGACUGCUUCCCAAAUACUAUCUAUCAUGAAGCCCCCAGCUGGAUUGUCUCACUUUGCUACCCAGCUUCGUACAUCUGUGCAAUCUUGCUUGAAGCUGGAUACUGCACAUGCAAAGAACUCAGCAAUCACUCAUAAUAGGAAUGAAUUAUCAGGGAAUGCUUAUCCAACUUACAAUCAUCAGGCCAUCAUGAAACCACCAGCUUUUGAUGCUUCGGACUUGGAAUUGAUAGAUCUCCCAGGAUCUGAGAUGUGCAAUGCAAACGAGCAGAAACUAGAAUCAUCAGGCAAUCUUAACACUGUAAACUGUAAUGGUACAGGUUCUGCGCCAAUUCCGAAUGACACUAGCAUGCCAAACGUGCGAGAAGACAAAAGUGGAAGUGCAGAUCAGCUCGGUGCAAAUAACACAGCAGAGGACCCUAAAUAUGAUGGCCCUUCUCGUACGUGUAGAGAUCCCACGAUCCAGGAUUUGAUAGAUGACUGCCCUUCUUUUGAUCUUGGCUUCUAA
Messenger RNA from Triticum turgidum subsp. durum (durum wheat), 1542 nucleotides. The record is from the annotation of a GenBank genome assembly. Lineage: Eukaryota; Viridiplantae; Streptophyta; Magnoliopsida; Poales; Poaceae.